Molecule: messenger RNA, 2998 nt
Organism: Cynoglossus semilaevis (tongue sole)
Lineage: Eukaryota; Metazoa; Chordata; Actinopteri; Pleuronectiformes; Cynoglossidae
Gene: aar2
Product: AAR2 splicing factor
Exons: 3
Coding region: 290-1426 (378 amino acids)
Biological process (GO): spliceosomal tri-snRNP complex assembly
Source: RefSeq, a predicted model, not a curated record
ACGGAGGGGGAACACUAGAAUAGCGUAGUUUCACUGGGGAUAACUUUACGUGUUGCACAACAUGUGACGUUCCUCAGUGUCUAUAGACUGACGGCUUGGAUCGUGUGGCGAAAACAUUUUUGUUUGUUGCUAAAACCUGUAUUGCAGUUUGAUUUGCGAAGUUAUUGCGCUAACCCGCACAGGACGUGACGUAUUGUGACCCGUUUAUAUACAUUCUUGAUCUUGUUGCUGAUUCUCGGGCGGUUUCUUUUGGCGUUUCACUCUCAGCUCAGUCGUCAACGCAGCAAACAUGGAUCCUGACGUAGCUCUGAGGCUGUUUGAGGAGGGAGCCACCCUGGUUCUGCUGGGUGUCCCACAGGGCACAGAGCUGGGGAUUGACUGCAAGAGUUGGCAGGUGGGUCCUCGCUUCCGUGGAAUUAAGAUGAUUCCACCUGGCCUGCACUUUCUUCACUAUAGUGCUGGAAACCCAUCUCAGAGCAGAGGUGAAAUCUUCCUAAAGACGGGGUUCUUCCUCUCCCUCAGACCCCGUGAAAUCCUCUUGGCAAAAUGGGAUCCCAAAGAGGAAGAUCUGGAUUUUUCAGCUUCCAAAAACCAAGAAGAGGUAGGUAGGAUUCAGGCGUCUUUACAGGAGUUGGAUCCUUAUCUUGGCCCCUAUCCGUAUGACAUGAUGAGGAAGUGGGUGUCACUUACCAAUCACCUGAGCAAGGAGUUGGUCCAAAACCUGCAGCCUUUGUCUGGUAGGAUAAGUUCCUACUGUGACAUCAUCCCUGAAGUGGAGUUCAGACACACCGAAGACAGAGCACAGCAUCCCAGGAACGAUACGGCGUGUACAAGCAUGAAAGAAGGGCUGGAGCGGCUGCCACGGAUGAAGCAGAGAGAGGGAACCGAACUGAGAUUCUCCGCUAUCCCAAAGAAGACAUACCCUCCAGGAGCAACGCCCGCCCAGAUCACUCAGUGCAGCCUGGACCUCAGCUACGCUCUGGAAACUGUGCUGAAGAACUACGGACCUCAGCCUCAUCACAUUCUAGGUGAGCUGCAGUUUGCCUUUGUAUGUUUCCUGGUUGCUAACGUCUACGAGGGAUUCGAGCACUGGAAGGGUCUGCUGGCACUGCUUUGUCGGUCAGAGGAGGCCAUGGUGAAGCAGAAGGAACUCUACCUGGAGCUGAUUGCUGUUCUCUACCACCAGCUAGGAGAAAUUCCCACCGAUUUCUUCGUAGACAUUGUGUCUCAAGAUAACUUCCUCACUGCAACGCUACAGGACUUUUUCCAGUUCGCCCGUGGGUCCAGUGUAGACGGAACACUACGUAAGAGAGCAGAGAAGUUUAAGGGUCACCUGACCAAGAAGUUUGCUUGGGAUUUUGAUAUGGACAUGGAUGACUGUGCUCCUGUGGUAGUGGAUCUUCCUGAAGAAUUCACUCUGGAAUAAAUUUGCCUCGUGUUGUAUGGAUACCUAACCACCAGCAGGGAGCAUAACUGUAAGAUCUGAAGUCCAGGCAUACCAUAACAUGUACUUUAAAAUUACUGUAUGUACACUUACCAAAAAAGUAACUGAUAUCAUUCCCCAGUAGGUGAAGAGCAAAGAAGCACAUAACCAUCUUAGCUGAGGCUCGUAUGUCACGACGAUGGAUGUUCUCCAUUGGUCUGAAAGCUGGUAUUUAUUCAUUGCAAAUAAAUUGUCUUGUUCCUCAAUGCUAAAAUGACAGGGAGAACAAUUAAAUUCUCUUCCCCUAGAUGGCAGAGGAGGGCAAAUGAACCUGUGUAUCUACCUGUUGUCAUUCAGACAACCAGGAAAGUUGUCUUUCCUUUAGAUUUGCUGAUUAUGUUCUGCUUGAUGACGUGAAAACAUGCUCUAAAAUACACUGCUGCCCUCUUGCUGCUACUGAUGGAAACGCAUCAAAAUACUCGUACUCUUACAUAAGAUCUGGAAACCACAUAAAAAAAUCCCUUCUCAGAAAAUAACUCUCAGCUCCUCCUGAACCAGGGUCACUGCCAACUGCUCCCCCUUCCCCUCCCUAAGGAGGAGCACAAACAAGCAGCUGCAGGGAUUUAUGUUUGAAUUUGAAACUAAAAAUCUCAACCUGUUAGUAAUUUAAGGAGAUUUCAUGGCAAACUUGAAUGAAUGAAAUUAACACAGUGAAAAUGAAUCACUUACUCACGUUAGAGGAAUUCAGAAGUUAUCUGCACCAGUGGUUCCCCAGGAAUCAGAUUUAAAAACACUGCAGCAUAGUUCAAAACUGAACACCACUGAGUAUGUGUAUGUGUACGGACCAGUUGUAUUGUUCCUUUAUUGUACAGUUUCAGGUCUGAGUUUGCUGUUGACUGUUCAUACCGGUCAAACCUCUGGUACUGGGGUCGUACAUGGAGUAAAACGUUUGAGGAGAACGUUAGAUAAAUAAAUAAGGUACAUAUGCAAUAAAGCACGAAAACAGUGCUAAAGUACUGCUAACACACCACAUGCUAUCCACCAGCACUAAUGACAUCCCAGUACCAAUAACAGUUAAUUUAUCAAAAUGCAUGUUCUCAAUUCUCAAGAACCUAUCACACCUUAUCAGCGUUUUACAGCAUUAGCUACACACUGGUCGGCCAAUCCCAAGUCUUUUUCUACUGCACUUCAAUCACUGUCCUCAUUGGCUCGUCGUUCUAGUUCUAGGUUAACAGAGUCAGCAGUUUGGAUGAAUGUUGACUUCAGAGACUGACUGUCAGAUCACUUCUGUUAUGAUAGGACCUAUUUAAUAAAAGAGCUGAAGAGCAGCCUUAGCUCUGAAUAUGUCUCCCCCAGAGGAUAGAUUAGGAGUUUACAUCUGACCAAGUUGUUCACAUUUGUUUAACCAACAUUGACUUCAUUUGUUUAUUAAAUAGUUCUAAAUAGUUCCACACAGUGGUGAGCAGGAGACUGUUUGUUCUUUCUGUUCUAGGUUUAAUUUUAUUAAUUUUUUACAUUUAAUGUUAAAUUUUAUUUUCUAUUUAAUGAGAAGAAAAUAAAGGUUUUUCCUGUUCA